AUGGCUUCUCUCUCGUCAGUCUUGUCCAAGACGCUGCAGAGCAUCACGCGCACCAAGAUCCGUGAACUAGAUUCUCGCCGCAACUCGUACGAGACACGCAAGCGCGAGUGGCUCGAUAAGGUCGAUGCAGCGGCGGACCAGCGAGAUCGUCUAUCUGUCCUCGUCGAUGCAAUCAAAGACCUGUGCCCGUUCCGUAUCAGUACUAGCCUGGUGUCCAACAUUGAGCGCUGGCUCACCCAGUCCCCAUACGAUGCUUCGAUGCCCAUGUCCAAGCUAGCAAGCGUCGAUAGUCUGCUCCGUAACAGCCUCGACAUCGAGAGCCGCCGGCUGGACAUUGCCCAUCUAUACUCGCGCCUAUUGACUGAGUGGAUGGAUCAGGCCAAUUUCGACUCUUUGCCACCCUUGGCCAACCGCGACUCGGACCGUGAUGAUUCUUUCGAGCUUGUUGAGCGCCAACGCCAACCCCUUGCACAGCUCGUUGACAAUUUUGAGAGUGUUGCGUUUGAGCCGUUGGAGACGAGCGGUACAGAGAUGCGUGCCUACUUGGAUGGCCUGUUCCCCGACGAAGAGAGUCAAGAGGCUCUCGGGAAGAUGCGAAAAUACGUGCAGCGCUACAGCUCCGAACUAAUAGCCAACCUUACGCCCUUCAAAGAUACACCUCUUCGGUAUUAUAUUACCGGUCUGCUGACGGAAGAUAUCAUGGGCGAUGAGAAGCGGGCUAUCCUGAACUGCAUUCUCGAGAAUGAUGUCACGAUGGCCGAGAUUGCCGACGUGCUCAACUUGCGCUUUUCGGAUCUCAAACGGUGGCACUGGGAUCAGGGCAAGACGGAAUCCGCGUUGUCCCUCGCGCAGGCCUCAUCGAUGAUCUUCGUCCAGUACAUCGGCAUUGAGCUUUGCAUGAUACUGAAACGGGCCUUGGUGGAUUUCAUGUACGCCGUGUGCGCCAGGAAUAUCGAUGGCCAUCAAGCUCUGUCUCAGAGGGACUUAGACAGGCGCCAGUACUAUCUCAACAACUUUUCCCCGAGUCCCGACUGUCUCGAGGCGGACCGUCGAGAAACCUACCUCAAUGCUUUCUUUCUCUCCCAGCUCCCUAGCAACGUUGCAUCGCUUUCCAGCGGCGCGCAGCUGUACGACGACGAUGAUAACGGAAACUCCAAUAACCCGUCGAGCAUCAAGCAGAAACUUCUGCGGCAGCUCGCAGCCGAGCUUGACCCCUCCACCCUGUGGUGCCCUUAUGCGACCGGUCUCCCCCACACUACAAUGUAUUCUACUAUGCGCUACGUCGGCCUUGGCGAGGACUGGAUCGAUUUAAACAAGAAGUACCUCGAGGCUCCGUUGAACCUCGACGCUGCAUCCGACGAUCGGCCGCAGCUGGAACCGCGGCCUCCUAGGAGAGGCGUGCUAAUAGCGCACGCCUCGGAGAAGCUCGCAGGAGAGCUCGUCCUCUCUUUCAUGGAUCUUGCUGUCAAUCGCCGGACGGGAAUUCUCCUGUACCGGCUGCACGAUGACAUUUGGUUUGUUGGCGAGCCCGAGAGGAGCGUUCAGGCAUGGACCUGCAUGCAGGAUUUUGCCCAAAUCGUUGGCCUGGAGUUCAACAGGAGCAAAACAGGAUCCGUAUACCUGCCCUGGAACUCCGAGAAGGACACAAAAAUUGCCCAGACGCUGCCAAAGGGCCAAGUCGCGAUUGGCUUCCUUUGCAUCGACCCCGUAUCUGGGAAAUGGGUUAUUGACCAAAACAAAGUCAUGGCCCAUGUGGACCAGCUGGGAACGCAGCUCAGAGACAGCAAGAGCGUGCUGUCGUGGGUCCAAACAUGGAACAGCUGUAUCGGCCGAUUCUUUAGUCACACAUUUUGGGAGCUCCCACACUGUUUCGGGCGAGAACAUAUCGACAACGUCUUGGAUACGUACUCGAAGAUGCUCCAAAGGCUCUUUCCCAAUACUGGCGCGAGUGGAGGAAGUAUGGUAGAGCACCCCAAGGGCGUAAUCCAAGACCGAUUUGGUGUAGCCAAUCUCCCCCACCCCUUCAUAUUCUUGCCCGAGAGGCUAGGCGGGCUUGGGCUUCGGAGCCCAUUCAUAAACUUGUUCCUCGUUCGUAAUAAUACCGAGGAUCCCGAAGAUAUCAUCGAAGAACUCCUCAAAGACGAACGAGAAGAUUACCUGGCGCAUAAAAAGAUAUUCGAUGCUCUCAAGUUUAGCCGGUUCCGUGAGCGGAGAAACCGCUCUUUCCGCAACACAUUUGAGAAGCUCAUCACCGUCCCCAACAUGGGACCCAUUCACCUGAGCAGGGAAGUCUCCAGUGAGCUUGGUAUUUUUUAA
Molecule: messenger RNA, 2316 nt
Organism: Lasiosphaeria miniovina
Lineage: Eukaryota; Fungi; Ascomycota; Sordariomycetes; Sordariales; Lasiosphaeriaceae
Exons: 7
Coding region: 1-2316 (771 amino acids)
Source: RefSeq, a predicted model, not a curated record